Magallana angulata is the source of this 6053-nucleotide messenger RNA. RefSeq names its product golgin subfamily A member 3-like. The coding region runs from base 146 to 4939 and encodes 1597 amino acids. The transcript has 13 exons. The record is from RefSeq and is a predicted model, not a curated record. Lineage: Eukaryota; Metazoa; Mollusca; Bivalvia; Ostreida; Ostreidae.
AUCCUUCACACCGGAAGUUAGAUGCAUGUCAACAUUCUAACACGUCGUCAGGAUGUGACUUGCCGAUAAAUGCUCCUCUGUAAAGAAACCAGCGCAUAAUGUUGUGGAUGGCCUUGGAUACAGAGGAAAAAUUAUCUGAUCUUAGAUGGAGCCCUUUGACCUCACCCUCCAUCAAGUAACCUACGAAGAAGGUUCUGAUUCACCCGAUGAAUUGGAUUCAUUCGGCACUGUUGUCAACUACGACUCUCACUUCAGUCAAGUAGACACUGUGCCCACAACUUGCUCAACCCCUCUUACGUUUACUGCAGCUACUGAAAACAGAGUUAAACCAAGAAAACUAAGGAAACUACCACAGGGAUUUGCCCAGCCUAGCCGUCUGAAAUCCACACAGAUUUAUUCCAAAUCUAUCUCUUCCGUAUCUCCUCCAAAGGGUCACUUGGAGUCUGGAUCUUUUGCAUACAGCACUCCUCAAGACUCGCUCAUCAACCCGCAAUAUAGCCUUAUUGAAUCACAAAGUUUCUUCACUCGCCGAGAACCUGUGCACAUCUCCCAAACAGACAUACGCACACUUUUUCAGGUUACCUCUAACAGUUCUUCCACUAAGAAGUUUCCCAGAAAACCAACCAUGUCUGAACAACAGAAACCUGACAAAGUUGAUGGAGCUGUAGCAUUUCAAACAAUGGCUGAUGCACUUCAUCUUCAGAAGUCUGUCAUUGGUGAAAAGAAAAUAACACCAGCCUCACCAGAGGAGGUUGCUCGGAUUAUAGCGGAGACUCAAAAGAAACUGAGUCAAUCCUCUGCCAGUGAAGGUUCACCAACUGUUCCUAUGGCAUCGCCAGAGGCAAUAGCAAAAGCCAUAGCAGAGACUCAGAAGAAGAUGCAGAGCCAGACCACAAGCACUGCUGCUAGUUAUCUUCCCAGUGAAUUCACAGUGCCUAUGGCAAGUCCUGAGGAAAUCAAUCAAGUGAUUGCAGCAACACAAAGGAAGUUAAAAGAACAAUCAAUGAAGAGUCCAGGUUCUGCCUCAGAUAGUUCCCUCCCUAUCUCAUACCCCAGCAGUGUUCAUUAUCCGGCUCACACACCGGACAUAUCCGCAAGAGAACUCGUCAGGAUUCCCGCAGCAGAUCUCCAAACCUCCACGGAAAAAUCAACAUCCUGGUUCAAAGGUCAAUCAGCUCCUGACCUACAGUUAUCUGCCCCUGACUUGAACAAAUCGGAGAGUAUGGUUAGUGAGGCUACUACAGCCAGCGACACAGCUUCUGUAGCAUCCACAGACUCAUUCUCACAGUCGGACAUGGACAAAUUUCUCAGUACAUUGCCGCCAUCCAAGACCAUUGAUAUCAGUGAGGUUAUACCGAAAACGUCCAGUAAUUAUUCAGGUUUCAUGGCAGCCAAGAGAGACACAUCAUAUAAACCAGUUCUGGAUCAGUUCAUACCUUUCCGAAGUAUUGAGAGUGAGAGGCCAGUAGUAGAGAGGCAGGCUAAUUCUCUGCCGCAAAUGGCUGAUUCAGGGAUUAGUGUAGAUUUUGAAAAUUCCAAGCCACAAAUGUUGUCCCCAGAGCGAUCAAGCACACCCAAGUCUUAUUUACCAGCAGAGACGAGGGCAUCACAAGCAACCAACAUACAUAUAUCAAGUAAAGCUACCUCUGAUAUGCAAUUUAAUUCAGCACAGAAGUUGAACGAAGCACUGAGAGAGAAGGCAAAAUUGGAAGGGCAGUUAGAAAUGUUGACUUAUGAGGCCAAAAACUCUUUGACCGAAAGAAGUGAACUACAGUCCCAGAUUGCAAUGUUAAAACAGAAAUUGAAAUCACAGCGUGAUCAAGCAAAUGAUGCAGAGAAAGUUGAGUUGAAGUCAGAGGUGGAGAAAAUGCAGCGCAAUCGCUCAGUACUAGAGAAAUCCUUAGUGUCUGCUCAGAAAAUUCUAGAGGAGAAGCUAGCAGAAGUGAAGGCCAUUGAGGCAGAUUUACAGCUUACUCAGGAGGAGAACACCAAGCUACAAAUCCGCCUGAAGGGGAUCCGGGACGACACAAGAACAAAAGACAUGACAAUACAAGCUCUCAAGAACAAGAUUGCUGAACUGUAUGUGGAAGUCCAGACUCAGAUGCAGGCCAAGAUAGAUUCUGAUAAUGAGCACCGAGCAGCUAAGACAGACAUGUCUUCUUUGAUCAGUGCCAAGCAGUGGUACCAGCAGCAACUGAGGCUGGCAAACGACAGCAAGUUACAGUUGCAGCAGGAAUUGACUACUCUCCAGGGUCAGGCCUUGUCCCAGGGGGAAAUCAUCGAGAGGAUGAAGACUGAGAGCAACAAACUCCGACAUCAGAUGAAGGAAAUCCAGCAGAAGGCUCUGAGAGACAAGGAGCAGCUAGCCCGACAGUUGGAGAGAAUCGAGAAAGACAUGAUGGAUAGGGAAGUCGCGUUCCAGGAGGUUCAAAGGGAGAGAACUCUGUUGGAGGGGACUUUUGAUUCAAAGCUUCAGUCAGUUGAAGAUGAGAGGGAGAGGUACCAGUCUCUUGUGAGAAUUACCAAUGAUCUGGAGUCUCGCCUUGAUAAAGCUCAUGGUGAUUUGCAGAAAAAGCAAUCUCAAAUUAUUCUUUUAGAAAAUGAGCAAAUUGAGCUCAACAAGCAACUCGCUCUUUCUCAGGAGAUGGUUAUAGAAAAGGAUCAAGUGGUAGAGGAACUGCAACAAAAGUUAUUAAGUGUGGAGGCAGAACUGAAACAGUUCCAGAAGAGAGUGUCGCAAAUGGAUUCAGAAAUCUGGAAAUUGAAAGAGGAAAAGGCAGCCACUGAAAUAUCUUUACAAUCUGCCAUGGAAGAAAAGAAGUGUGUUGAUUCUGCUUUAGACGAUCUCAAGAGGAACAUGGGGAAAGUAGAGAAGACAUUCAAACAAAUGAAGCAAGAUCUGACCAGCAAGUCGUCUGAAUGUAACCAAGCACUGCAGGAGAAGUCUGAACUACAGGACAGGCUGGAGAAAUGUAUCACAGAGUUUGAAAAGGAGAAACGAGAAAUGUUAACCACUGGGGUUCAGUCUGAUGAAAAACAACAGAUAAUUGAUGAGCUUCAACAGGCAAAGGUCAAAUUGGAGUCCGAAGUCAAGUGUUUGCAAAAUGAAAUAGCAGUUCUUGGUUCAACUAACAGUUCAACUGUAAAAGAAAACCAAGAACUGCAGCAGCAGUUAAUGGAGUUGAAAUCGAAGUUGAAUGAGGUUGAGACCAAACUUAGUGAGGCAAAGGUUCAGGUUCAAGAAGUGCACCAACAAACUGCAGCAGUUCCACAGGAAACAGGUGAAAGUGAAAUCAGAGAGGAAAAUGAAAACCUGAAGGUGAAAAUCUCUUCCAUGGAGAAACAGCAUCAGAAAGAUUUGAUGAAGCAGAAGGCUAGAGCAACAAAGCUGAGUUCUGAUGUGAAGGUUCUACAGGGUGAGUUAACCGAGAGACAGACUACUUUUGAUUCCAAUGUGGAGUUACUGACCAAUAAGAUUAGAGAGAUUUCUGAUGAGAAGACUCGUUUGGAGACUGAGCUGGAUUCAGCACAGAGAAAGUUUGAAGUUGGAGUGGUUGAACAACAGGACCAAAUGAAAACCAUGCUUCAGCAAAUGAUUGAUGAAGUGGAGGCACUUAAGAUGGAGAAGCAAUCCCUGGAGAGCCAGCUUUAUCAUUUACAACAUGAAAAGGAUCUUGAGAUACAGGAGUACCAGCAAAGGUUGUCUGCCCUUGAUUCACAGAUCAGCCAGCUCCUAGAGGUCGCUGCUCUAGCAGAGCAAAGGGAAGAAGUCAACCAACAACUGGCCUUUGAAUUGGAAAAAGAGAAAGGAAAAGUUGAAGGUCUGAUUCAGACCAACAGUUCCCUGAAGAAUCACGUUCAACAACUGGAGGGAUCAUUGGUCGAAAAGGAAACCAGCCUGGAGGAUGUGGAGUCAGAGAUGGAGAGCCUGAAGAGAGAAUCUGGGGAGAAAGAGAGGGAGUUUGUAGUCAAGAUUCAACAGCUGGAGGAGGAGCAGACGACAGAAAAAGAUGCUCAAAGAGAGCUCAGAAAACAGAUUGGAUUAAAAAUCACAGAAAACAAAAGGCUGAAGAGAAACCUCGAUUCCCUGAAAAAUGAAAAGGAGCUGUUGCAGCAGGACUUGGAGCACAAGACUCGGGAAUCUGAGGACAUCCAGUCCAAGUUGGACAGCAGCAACAACCUCCAGCUCGCCAAGUCCAACCAGAUCAACCAGCUGGAAGCAGAAAACAAAAACCUACACCGGGAUCUGGAAAAAGCCAAACUAGAACUUGCCGACAAUCUUGCCAAAGAACCAAUUCUUCAAGAGCAAAUUCAGAGUUUACAGUGGCAGAUCAGCCAAAAGAAUAAAGAAGUGGCAGCCAUUCAACAGAAGAUGGAGCUAUCAGAACAGAGACAGCAAGGCGAGAUUGAUGAUUUAAAGAGGACAAUCGAAGAAAACCAGGCGGAGCUAGAGGGUCUGAGGGAGGAACUCGGAACGGCCCUCAAGGAGAAGGCGGAACAGCAGACACAGGUCACAGAACUUAGGACCACACUGAAAGCCUCAGUACAGCAUCACAAGCUAACAAAGAGAAUCAAUGAAAAUUCUGAUCCCACAAAGGAUACUGGAACGCAAGUUGAGAACCGUGACAUCAUUAUCCCACCUUUGCCCUUUGACCUUGAAGCAGUAGAAAGGCUCCUUCAGGAAACAUCGGCGAGAGCUUUAGCUAGCAAGCCAUUAGACAAUCUACAAAACUGUUUAAGUUCCCUGAGGUCAGAGAUCAGCGGUCUCCAGAAACAAAUAGAGAUCCACACCACUACAGUGGCUGAAUCAGCACAGAACUGGGGCUCGGUGGAGGUGACAGUCAAUGAGGUCCUACAUGCAGUCAAAACAAUGAGCUCCACUCAGAAUGGAUCUGUGGGCAUCAACUCCAUUUCUGCAGCUGGGGUCAUGGACAUUUAAAUCCAAGAGCCGAUUAUAUGCAAUGACCUUGACCUUCAUCAAGGACGAAAACUAUUAUUCAGUGAUGCCUUCAUCAUUGGCCAUGGACAUUACUACAGUGAUAUCAUGCAACCAUUAAGAAUUUUAUAACACCUUAUAAAAAUCCAAGAUGUGAUGUGAACACUUUGAUUUAUUUAUGCUUAAUGUAUAUCCUUCAAAAGGAUAUUAACUUUGUCUUGAAUUUGCUAGUCUUUCAUCUAGUGUGGUAAAAUGGGUGUCAAACCUAAUGAGAAGUUUUUGCAUCUUUUAUUUUUGUUUGUUGAACACUGUAUUUAUAAUUUUCCAAGUACAUGUACAUACAUGUAAAUGAAUUUUGUUAGCGGUCAAAUUAGGAGUGAUGCAAUAUCAAGUAAAUGAUAUGUUUGUGUGCUUGCUUAUGAUUUACAAAACUGCUAUUUUUCUAUAAAAUAUCUGUUUUAUUUUACUGAUGACAAAAAAAAUCCUUUCCCUUUGUACUACAUGUUUAAGUAUCAGCAUUUGUGUUCCAAUUCAUUGCCAUAAAUAUUCAGAUCUGACGGACAAGUUUACAUAAUGAUCUUAUUGUGAAUUCUAAGUAUUUACAUGUACCCUGGCUCUCAGUAUACUUGAAUGCAUGUGUACAACACGUAAAACUGCUGUCUCAGUUAACAUGUGGUACAUGUGUACACUUGUUAGACAUUUUAAAAGAGUAAUCCAAAUAUUUUACAUAAUUAAGUUUCAGUUUGGACAAUUCUACGUCAUCCUCACAACUUCGGGGUCCUGAGUCCACUUGUGGCUGUGGGGCAUUGUGAGAACCAUUCUAUGAAUGAUUUUAAGUUUAAAGUUGUGCAAUAUAAAUGAAGACAAAAAAUAUUUUGUUUCAACAUACCCUUCAUGUCAUUCAUGGUGAAUUUGUCAUGAUUUUUUUGGAGAAAUUAAUGCUUUGAAUGACUAUCAUUUUAUUCUGUCAUAAUAAUUUAAUGUAUCUGCACUAUUUAUUUAUUUGCUGUAUUGACAGUACUGUAAUAAGUAUUAAUUCUUUUGUUGUUGGUUUUCAAUGUACAUGUCAGAAAGGCAAUCAACUAUGAAUUACAAAUAAACCAGACUUACACUUGUU